Molecule: messenger RNA, 2486 nt
Organism: Suricata suricatta (meerkat)
Lineage: Eukaryota; Metazoa; Chordata; Mammalia; Carnivora; Herpestidae
Gene: NUP54
Product: nucleoporin 54
Exons: 13
Coding region: 91-1779 (562 amino acids)
Biological process (GO): nuclear pore organization; protein localization to nuclear inner membrane; NLS-bearing protein import into nucleus
Cellular component (GO): nuclear pore central transport channel; nuclear pore
Molecular function (GO): structural constituent of nuclear pore
Source: RefSeq, a predicted model, not a curated record
CCGUUGUCCGAGAGCAGUUUCCCGCCGGACUGAAAAGCCGAGUGCAUCUAGUGCCGCGGGAGCAGCGCCUUGGUCCCCUGUUCCCGCGACAUGGCCUUCAACUUUGGGGCUCCCUCGGGCACCUCUGGCACCGCUGCAGCCACCGCGGCCCCCGCAGGAUUUGGUGGGCUUGAGACUGCCAACUCUACCGCCAGUGGGUUUAAUUUUGGGGGUUUCGGAUUAACUGCUAAUCCUGCAGUGAACUUUAAUAUUGGGAAUUUCGGUGUUUCUACUACCUCGGCGACUCCGUUCAAUUUUGGUAACAGUCUGGCGAGUGCAGUUGGGUUUGGAGGAUUUGGGACAACAUCUACAACAGCUGGUUCCGCAUUCAGCUUUUCGGCUCCAGCUAACACGGGCGCUACCGGACUCUUCGGUGGUACUCAGAACAAAGGGUUUGGAUUUGGUACUGGUUUUGGCACAACAACUGGAAGUAGUACUGGUUUAGGUACUGGUUUGGGAACUGGACUGGGAUUUGGAGGAUUUAACACACAACAGCAGCAACAGCAAACUACAUUAGGUGGUCUCUUCAGUCAGCCUACACAAGCUCCUACCCAGUCCAACCAGCUGAUAAAUACUGCAAGUGCUCUUUCUGCUCCAACACUGUUGGGAGAUGAGAGGGAUGCUAUUUUGGCAAAAUGGAAUCAGCUGCAGGCCUUUUGGGGAACAGGAAAAGGAUAUUUCAACAAUAACAUUCCACCAGUGGAAUUCACACAAGAAAAUCCCUUUUGCCGAUUUAAGGCAGUAGGUUAUAGUUGUAUGCCCAAUAAUAAAGAUGAAGAUGGGCUAGUAGUUUUAGUUUUCAACAAAAAAGAAACAGAUAUUCGAAGCCAGCAGCAGCAGUUGGUAGAAUCAUUGCAUAAAGUUUUGGGAGGAAACCAGACCCUUACUGUAAAUGUUGAGGGUAUUAAAACAUUGCCAGAUGAUCAGACGGAAGUUGUCAUUUAUGUUGUUGAGCGUUCUCCUAAUGGUACUUCAAGAAGAGUUCCAGCUACAACACUAUAUGCCCAUUUUGAACAAACUAACAUAAAAACACAGUUGCAGCAACUUGGUGUAACCCUUUCUAUGACUAGAACAGAACUUUCUCCAGCACAGGUCAAACAACUUUUACAGAAUCCUCCUGCUGGUGUUGAUCCUAUUAUCUGGGAACAAGCCAAGGUGGAUAACCCUGAUUCUGAAAAGUUAAUUCCAGUACCCAUGGUGGGUUUCAAAGAACUUCUUCGAAGACUGAAGGUUCAAGAUCAGAUGACUAAGCAACAUCAGACCAGAUUAGAUAUCAUAUCUGAAGAUAUUAGUGAAUUACAAAAGAAUCAAACCACAACUAUGGCCAAAAUCGCACAAUACAAGCGGAAACUCAUGGACCUUUCCCAUAGAACUUUACAGGUCCUAAUCAAACAGGAGAUUCAGAGGAAGAGUGGGUACGCCAUUCAAGCUGAUGAAGAGCAGCUGCGAGUUCAGCUGGAUACGAUUCAGUGUGAGCUGAACGCGCCCACCCAGUUCAAGGGCCGACUAAAUGAGCUGAUGUCCCAAAUCAGGAUGCAGAAUCAUUUUGGAGCAGUCAAAUCUGAGGAAAGAUAUUAUAUAGAUGCAGAUCUGUUACGGGAAAUCAAGCAGCAUUUGAAACAACAACAGGAAGGCCUUAGUCACUUGAUUAGCAUCAUAAAAGAUGACCUAGAAGAUAUAAAGUUGGUAGAACAUGGAUUGAAUGAAACCAUCCACAUCAGAGGUGGUGUCUUUACUUGACAAUUCACAAACCUGUUAAGGGCUUCUGAAAUGCAUCUUCUUGCAACAUCAGGCCUUCCUUAAGAAUGAAACUGACCACAAAGAGGGGAGAACAGAAAAACGAUCCUCUCCUGGCUUUUGAGGAGGUUACUGUCAAAUUAUUUUUCAUCAGAUCUGAAAUAACAUCCACUUCACAGCUCUUCAAAGAUAGCCUUUGAGAACUUUAAACCUGACAGCUGUUACUGUUAAAGAGAAGUACAUAAUUACAAAAAAUGUGCCGCUCUACAUUUUGACAACAGCAUUCUUAAAACUAAUCAGUGUUUAAUGAUGAUUCUCCAUUGAGCCUAUACUCUGCCUUCCAUAGCAAGUAAAUAUGAAAUACCUACUUUGCACAUAACAAAAUUAACUACUUGGCUGUUGGAGCUUUGUAUUUCAGAAUGUAAAUGUAUGUCAGUUUUUAUAUAUUUGUGAAUUCAUCUGUGGGAGGAGUAAAGGAAAUCCAAGAGUAUUUAAUGAUUAAUGUGGUUUUCUUUUCAUUCUAUAAAGAUUUGAAAAUAUAUUUUUAUAUUAUUUUACUUAUUUGGACUUUACAGAACACACAUAAGCAAUUAGGAUAUAACAAAAUUACAUGUUAUCAUUUUUGCAACUUUUUUGUUUUUUAGACCUUUUUAUUUCUUAAAAAAAUGAUGAAAACAAAUAAAUUCUUGAUUGUAACUACUUUUAUAUAA